AUGGAUAUUGCUCAGAUUCUCUUAUUCGCGUCCCUUCUUCUUCCGCUUCGUGCAUCGGCAGGGGACUAUGAGAAUUCGAACGCCGGCGGUGGAGACACCAUCGUGUUCACCACUCUAGGACGAUCACGCUACGAAUUCGACAUAUUCGCCCUCUCCACGAGCCAUCCUCCAUCGAUUUCGGGAGAGCUCCGGAUCACCGAUGGAGAAUCCGUGAAUUUCAACGGAUAUUUUCCGUCUCCUUCUCCGGCGCUCAUCUCUCUCCUUCCCGACGAAUCACUAAUACAGCCGGAAGAUUCGUCUCCUCUGCAUCUCAUCUACGUCACCGAGAGAAACGGUACUUCUAGCAUCUACUACGAUCUAAUCUACCGCGGUGACUCCGAUUCCAAAAGCAAACGACGAUCGAUGUUAGAGACGACGUCUCGAGUCCAAGUUCCGUUGCUAUCCAACGCCAAUCGUCGGAGUGGCACGACUGUAAAUUCGUUUAAAGAUAAGCCUAGUUUGAGUGGUGAGUUUCUCGUCUACGUGUCAACACACGAGAACUCAGGUGAGCCGAGGACGAGUUGGACAGCCGUUUACUCUACCGAGUUAAGAACUGGGUUAACUCGGCGGUUGACGCCGAGAGGUGUAGCCGAUUUUAGCCCAGCAGUGUCUCCUUCCGGAAAUUGGACGGCGGUGGCUUCGUACGGAGAAAGAGGCUGGACAGGGGAAGUUGCAGAGCUUAGUACGGACAUCUACGUAUUCUUAACACGAGACGGAACUCACCGAGUCAAGGUGGUGGAGCACGGUGGUUGGCCGUGUUGGGUCGAUGACUCGACUCUGUAUUUCCACAGAAGAAGCGACGACGGUUGGAUUAGCGUUUACCGAGCCAUCUUACCUGAGAACGGACGGUUGACUACAAAGUCAGUGACAAUCCAGCGAGUCACACCACCGGGACUUCACGCUUUCACACCGGCCACGUCACCAAACAACCACGACUUCAUAGCGGUGGCUACGAGGAGACCAGGCAUUGAUUACCGCCACGUGGAGCUGUUUGAUCUCAAACGGAACGAGUUUAUCGAGUUGACUCGUUUAGUGGCGCCGAAGAGUCAUCAUUUGAACCCUUUCCUCUCCCCUGAUUCGUCCACCGUCGGUUACCAUAGCUGCAGAGGCGAGGCUAAUGGAAGGAGAAGUCCUCUGCUUUUUCUUGAGAACAUGCAAACCACCAAAACGGAUCUCUCGCUCUUUAGAAUCGACGGUUCGUUUCCUUCGUUCUCUCCCUCAGGUGAUAGAAUCGCAUACGUCAAAAUGCCUGGCGUGUACGUGGUGAAGCCGGAUGGUUCUGACCAGCGUGAAGUGUACAGCGGAAUGGCUUUCUCGACGGCUUGGGAUCCGGUUCGACCAGGAACCGUGUACACUAGCUCAGGUCCAACGUUCGCUACGGAGAGAACAGAGGUUGAUAUCAUCUCCAUCGACGUCGACGCAGCUGACAAAUCAUCUUCCGUGAGAAGGCUAACGACGAACGGGAAGAACAAUGCUUUCCCUUGGCCAUCCCCGGACGGGAAGUGGAUCGUGUUCCGUUCGGGCCGGUCCGGUCAUAAAAACCUCUACUUGAUGGAUGCUGAGAAAGGCGAAGCCGGCGGUUUACGGAGGUUAACAGAAGGUGAAUGGAGCGACACAAUGAGCAGCUGGUCACCGGAUGGAGAAUGGAUCGCGUUUGCGUCUGAUCGAGAAAGACCUGGCUCAGGUAGCUUUGAGCUGUUUCUGAUCCACCCGAACGGAACAGGGUUGAGGAAGCUGAUUCAAAGCGGGUCUGGUGGGAGAACAAACCAUCCUAUCUUUAGUCCGGACAGUAAAUCGUUGGUUUUUACAUCUGAUUAUGCUGGGAUCUCAGCGGAGCCGAUAUCGAACCCGCAUCAUUUCCAGCCGUAUGGUGAUAUCUUCACGGUGAAACUGGACGGCUCUGGUUUGAGGAGGCUGACGCAUAACUCUUAUGAAGAUGGGACACCGGCUUGGGCUCCUCGGUUUAUCGACCCUAGAGACGUGUUGUUGCGUAGGAAGAAUGAUUCAAGCUGCGCGUUCGAUGACUGUCACUGGCUCAACAAGUCGCCGACACUAAAAGGCCAAAAAAUCUCAUGUUAA
Messenger RNA from Microthlaspi erraticum, 2118 nucleotides. The record is from the annotation of a GenBank genome assembly. NCBI's taxonomy places the organism in Eukaryota, Viridiplantae, Streptophyta, Magnoliopsida, Brassicales, Brassicaceae.